This is a messenger RNA of Cynoglossus semilaevis (tongue sole), 4707 nucleotides long. RefSeq names its product centrosomal protein 164 (gene cep164). The transcript is spliced from 25 exons. The record is from RefSeq and is a predicted model, not a curated record. The coding region runs from base 296 to 4195 and encodes 1299 amino acids. Gene Ontology annotation, molecular function: protein binding. Lineage: Eukaryota; Metazoa; Chordata; Actinopteri; Pleuronectiformes; Cynoglossidae.
UUCCUGUGUUUUUUCUUCUUCACGGCUAUAUCAUUAAGCUAACUCCCCGAUGCUAGCUCAACGACGAAAGUACUCUGUUUACGACGCAAUUAUUAUGUAAAUACUUUUUCGUAAAUAUAAUAUCGUUAGUGUUUAAUUACAUACAGCUACAGUGCAGGUCCUCGAGUUUCAAGAGUGUUAUAAUGGACCGUGUUUUGUGGAUGUAACUUUCCGACUAUUAUAAAACAUAAACAUUAAUUUAUCUCUCAGUUUGUUUACGUACAUGGCUCAACGCAGUGACGACUGAAAUGCAAUAAUGACGGCAGUUCUUAUAGGAGACCAGUUAAUCCUUGAGGAAGACUAUGAUGAGAACUAUAUACCUUCGGAAAAAGAGAUCCAUGAGUAUGCCAGAGAGAUUGGCAUUGAUCCAGACCAUGAAACAGAACUCUUAUGGCUAGCCAGGGAGGGCAUAGUUGCCCCCUUGCCUCCUGAAUGGAAACCUUGCCAAGAUUUGACAGGUGAAAUCUACUAUUUUAACUUCUCCACGGGGCAGUCCACAUGGGAUCACCCGUGUGAUGAACAUUACCGUCGCCUGGUUAUCCAGGAAAGGGACAUUGUCCACCACACAGCUGCUGCAAAGAGCUCAGAGGCAAAGAAGGAUGAGAAGAAUAAAAAAGAAAAAAAGGCAAAGAAGGGGACAAGAAAGAAAAAGGAGGCCGUACAGACCACUAAAACAUUGCCUUCAGCCGUUGGAAUUUCACCUUCUACCGUGGUUAACCUGGCACCUCUGCGAGGCACAAAUGCCUCUGGAUUUGGAAAUUCCACCCUUCCUUUAGGGUCCAAAAGAAGCCUUGAGAGGUUGGAAACCAUCAAGUCGUUCAUAGUGGUUAGUGAGACCAGUGACAGGGCUUCACUGAAGAGGUUGGAACCAGAGCUGCAGGGCUCAGCUCUGUCUGCAGAUAACAGCCCAGAACCACUAUCCCAACAGUCUCCUUAUGACCAGAAACACGUGGAGGAGCCCUCAUCCUCAGUGGAUAUUAAGCUGUCAGAGAGGGACUUGGACAUUAACAGUCUUUCUGCUGCUGGUUUGCUGGAUAAAUAUGGCAGAGUGGAGACUGGAGAAGUGGCAGAGAAUACUGCCAACAGGUUUUUCCUUACUGAAGACAAAGACCAUGUUGAUGAAGUUGAUCAACCUGUCCACCAACAGUCUGUCUCCCACUCGUCCUCUCUUUCCUGUGCCUCCCUGUCAGACCAACACUUGGAGCUCUGUUCCACAGAAUCUCUGGGAAUUCAAAGGCUCAAAAUCCAAUCUUCUGAUGAAGAUCCUGAAAUCCAGAGAAAAAAGGAUGAGACAGAGAAGGCAGAGAGAGAGGAGUGGAAUCAGACGACUGAAGUGACAGAAGAUGACAAAAAAAACGAAAAGGUCAAACUGCAGGUGGAAGAUGAAAGAAGGCUGUUGAUAUUAGACAAGACAAAGACUUUGUGUCACGUCCAAAAUGAUCUGGAGAACGAUGAAGAGGAACCAGAGAGAAAACUCAGUUUGGAAAGGGAAGAAGAAUUAAGUGCUCUUCAAGAGCAUCUACAGUCUACAAGUAGAGAUGAGGAGGUCUGUUACGCUGAGGAGUAUGACACAUCGCUCAAGAAGCUCCGAGAAUCUGUCCAUGAGGAUGGAGGGAUCCAGACACAAGGGCUCAGGUUUAUGCUUACUGAAGACAAAGACCAUGCUGAUGAAGUUGACCAACCUGUCCACCAACAGUCUGUCUCCCACUCGUCCUCUCUUUCCUGUGCCUCCCUGUCAGACCAACACUUGGAGCUCUGUUCCACAGAAUCUCUGGGAAUUCAAAGGAUCAAACCAGUGAAAGAACGUCUGAUCCAAUCUUCUGAUGAAGAUCCUGAAAUCCAGAGAAAAAAGGAUGAGACAGAGAAGGCAGAGAGAGAGGAGUGGAAUCAGACGACUGAAGUGACAGAAGAUGACAAAAAAAACGAAAAGGUCAAACUGCAGGUGGAAGAUGAAAGAAGGCUGUUGAUAUUAGACAAGACAAAGACUUUGUGUCACGUCCAAAAUGAUCAGAAGAACGAUGAAGAGGAACCAGAGAGAAAACUCAGUGUGACAAUUGAAGGAAGAUUAAGGGAGAAGAGUGAUGUCAUUCCAAAAGAGUUAAGAAUCCCCCUAAAGAAUGAAAAGUCUUCAGAAUGUAACAGACAUUAUAGUCAAAAGUUGCAGAAUAUUGAACGUCUAAAGACAAAGAUGGAAGAAAAACUACAGGUUGAAAGGAGGCGACGACUUGAAAAACAGAGAGGGAAACUGAAUUUUCUGAACCUGAAGGAGACUACAUCACAGCCUGAACAACAUCUCGCAGACUAUCAAAGAAAGCUUGCUGAUGUGCUUCAAGAAGUUCGGGAGGAAGUGCAAUGUGAUCAUGAGAAACAACUAGAGCAACUUAGAAAGGAUCACAGGAAGGAGUUGGACAAAAUCAGACAUAAGUACCUGGAAGAGGAGGCUGCACAGAGGGAGAUCUUGCUGUCUAAGCUGCAGGAAGACAAAGCAUGUCUCCAGGCCUACUAUGCCGUUCAGCUUGAGAGCUUCAAGCUGCAUCUGAACAAGUUAAUUCAAAACUCCCAGUUUACACACUUGCGCAAGGAAUCUGAACUACAGACUAAGACAGACAUGUUGAAUCCAAAAGAAGAAGAACUGGAAACACACAAGAGCAAGCUCCAGACCAAGGCUUUACUACAGCUGAUGAAGGAGAGAGAUGAGCUGAAGAUGGAGCUCAAAAGGAUAAGAAAGGAGAAACCUCCCACACAUCACCUUCAGAGUGACCAGGAGACGGACUCGAGGACCAAGACUGAGAACCAGCUUAGGGACAAGAGGGACAAAGCCAGUGACAGGACCAGGAGAGCAGUAGAGGCCCAAGAUGAACUGGAGAGCAAAAUCAAGUUGUUGGAGGAGACAUGUGACUGCCUGAGUCAAAGAGUCAGUGAGUUGGAAGUUGGAAGUUCUCACCAAAGAGAAGAACCUAAAGAGGACAAAGAGAAGAAAGAAAGAGCACCAGUGCCCCCCAGUGACCAAAGAGACCCAGCACUUAAUGUAGAAGAUUUAGACAACUCCCCAGUACAUGACUGCCAGGAAGGCCAGGAUGGGUUCAGACAGUUCAUUUCUGCACAGGCCACCUCUAUUCAGGAAACAAAAAGGUUGCUGCAGCGGGGGGUCCAUCAGCUGACACAGAGACAGGCAGCCCGGCCAGAAGUUCUUUUGACCAGGUCCUCUGAUGACAUCAUUUGUGAAAGUGGUGUGACUGAUGAAGUACUUAAAAACCUCCUACAGGAGGCCAGAAAUAUAGUCGACCUGGAGCAGACAGUCGAAGAUGGUACCACUCUUCUGCCACAGACAGAAACGUUACUUCAGUUCAUGAAGAGCUCUGUGGCCAAUGAGGUUGAGGAUCUGUCUCGGCAUCUAGAAAAAGGAAGUGUGAUGUUCAGUGAUCCUGAAUCAGAUUCCAGCAACACCUCUGGCCCAGGAAGUCAUCCAGCAGUCCCAGCCAAAGUUGAGGAGCUAGCCAAGUCCUUAAAGAAGAUCUCGUGUCAGCUCAACACUGUUCUGGGUGCUCUGGGCUCAGUGGCUGAGAGGCAACAAAAUACCACUCAGAUUUACCCAACCAUGUUUUUGUCCCAGCCUCAGCAUCAGUCUCAGCAUCAGCCUCAGCCUCAGCAUCAGCAUCACUCCGUGUCUUUCUCUAACCCAGUCAUUCCACAGUUGAACACUUUUUUGUCCAGCCCCUCUGCCACUGCUGCCCGUCCUAGGUCCGUGGAUUCCUGGUUGUUUCAGACUAAGGAAAUCGACACAGCUCUGUUGAACCCCCACUGUGUACUGAGGUCCUCUGAAGAUGUCAUCAGCAAAAGAUGGAGCCAGGUUUUUCCUGGAACAGUGACACACUCAGACGUAUCCAGCUCAACUCAGUCCAGAUCUAACUACUUACACACUUCUCUAAGUUCCAGCCAAAACCCGUGGUUCGUGGCCCAGCCAUUAAACAAAGCCAGUCGGAAAAUGAAGAGGUCAGGCAGCAGCAGCUGGAGCCUAGAAAAGCACAAGGGAGUCACCAUCAGACCUCAGUUAACUCAUCACACUUCGUCCUCCAGGAGCAGCUUGGUCCAGCUGGGCCUGGACAAUAACAAUGAGAUUAAAGUCUAUCAUUCCAGUGGGCACACAGUCAAGUGAAGUUUCUCAGCCGUGGUCUGUGGGGAAUAUUAUUUAUUAGUUGGCCAUUCCCUGCUCUUUAUAUGAGGGUCUGUUUUAGAUGUAACACAUCCAUCCUGUCCAUCUCAGGGAGGAGAGAAGUCAGACUGACAGGUUUCUGACCCUCUCCGCAGACUUUCAACAGCUCUCAUAGCUGCUCUCACUGGUGAAUGACAUUGGAUCCAGCCUCCUUGCCCAGUCUUUCUUGCACAAAAGCCCUUGCCAGCAGGAAGUUUGGUCUCCAUUUGGAAUACCUUUUCCCAAACACACUCUUCCUGAUUUCCUAAAGAUGAUGAACCCCUCCCCUUUAUUGGUUACAAAUUCAUGUCUUACUUCGUGGUUAGACAGGGUUACUGUCCCAAGUUUACUGGCACUUCUUUCCUGACUGGUGUCGUUGAAUGCUGGAACUCUCCAGAUGAACAUUUGUAUCAAACACCUAGGAACCAUUUUUGUAUCAGCGAAUUGAUUCUCAAUAAAUACAACUUUUUGUCAGC